GCCUCCACAUCAACCACCGCCAUAGACCCCCAACCGCAAAUAUGACCGACUCCGACUCCUCGCUGUCCUCGCCGCCGUCAACUGACGAUGAAAUGCUUGUCGAGGUCGCGCCCGCGAAACCUACGAAACCGUCUGCCCCGAAAAAGUCCAAAAAUAAGAAGAAUAGCACUAUCCUGACCUUCUUCAAACAUCGCUCGCCUUCGCCGCCUCCAAGGAAGCGUCCCGCAUCGCCACCCCAUGAAUUGGUUCCCGAGGAUAACCCAGACAUUGCUUUCCUUGUCAUGUUCCGGUCGCGAUUCAACGAAGCCUUCCCACAUGUCGCCCCGCAUGUUGGGCCUCAGGACAUUGAGUUAGGUGUCGCUGAGGACAUACCAUCCCCCGUUGUUGAAGGCCUGCUAUGCGCCUUGCUUGGACUGGUCCUCAAUCGCAAGAAGCCCGUCGAGAAAGGUCACUAUGGCCGCGCCCUUGAGGAAGCCAUCCAAACUCAGAAGUCGCAAUGGCCGCAGAAAUGGACUGCUAACCCCCUGAGUGGUGGUCGCAGCUUCAAAACUAUGACGGCGAUGGAGCGUAUCACCCUCCUGCAUACCCUUGCCCUUUGGAGUCUCAAUCAGAACGAGCAAAUCAAGGUUAUGAUCAACAACGGAUACAAAUCACGAACGACCAAGGACAGACUAGACACAAACAUCCCACUUUCCGUACAGCCAUGGGGUCGCGACGGUGACAAGCGCCGGUAUUGGCUCGUUGAAGGGCAGAAUGACACCUACUUCCGCAUCUAUCGCGAAAGUGAUCCGAAACUAGAAGACGUACAGUGGUUUAGCGUUGCUGGAUCUAUUGAUGAGCUGAGGGUGCUCGCGAAGAAGCUCGAGGAAGAAGAUGGUCAUAAAGAGGCCAAGGCACUCAGUGAGCGGAUGAUCAACGCUGUCCCACGUUUCGAAGCCUCGGAGGUUAAGCGAAAGCGCCGCGAGGCGAACCACCAUCGCAAGAAUACCUUCGCUCAAGAGCCUGUCUAUUCCCGCUACGAAGGUCGCACCCGGGGCAAGCGCAUGCGAUACAACUUCUCAGAUCAGGAAGAAAUCGACUCAGACAAUCUUCCCUCGCGUCGGUCCGGCCGGCAUUCAGGUAGGGAGACGCCUGCUGUACCCUCAGGCCCAACCGUCACUGCUAGCGGUCGACAAGUCAAGUCUCGUGCAACUGGUCUGUAUGGCGAAACCCUACAUAGUGGACAGGUUGACGACCGCGCUUCGCCUGCAACUGGAGAUUAUGCUCGAUCAGAUGUGUCAGAAGAGCCACAUGCUGCUCACGGCCGGUCGACUCGGGCAGCUAAAAGAGGUAACACAAACGGUGGCCUGAACCGCGCAUUGGACUCAGAGGGUGAUGACGAAGAAGAAGACGCAACCUCGUGGGAUGGCGGAGAUGAAGACGAGGACGCUGAUCAGAUGGAAAUCGACGAUGACGCAGACGAUGCGGGUGAAGACGAGUCUUCAGAAGACGGGGAGGAGCAGCCACAAACGCUUAUGGUCACUCUACGCUAUGGCAAAGUUGCCGUAGAACCUCCCAGCGCUCCUCCUCCGAACGUCUCUGUACAACAUGCGCCCAUAGCAAACGGCGUAGAGCAUCAACCUGCAUACCCAACGGGUGGGGCCCUGGCCGGCACCGGUGCAAUAAGACAGCCAGAGCUCGCACCCGCCCCAACAGCGCCAUUUCAAGCUCUACCAGCACCACCACAACCUGUCCUAGCCUAUGUUCCAAAUGGCCUCCCAGCCCUGUCUCAACAACCUUAUACUGCGCCAAUCAUUCCUGUCGCCCAGCAAUAUGCCCCUGUUAAUACUCUACCGAAGCUCGAUGGAGUCUUCUCUGGUCCCACCGCACCAUACAUUGCGCCUGAGGAAGUGCCAAAGCCCCAGCCCCAGCCCCAGCCCCAGCCCCAGCAGCAGGCCCAGCAGCAGGCCCAGCAGCAGCCAGCUCAGUUCCCCGCCAGUAACGCAGAGACCCGGCCUCAGCAGCAGCAGCCUCCUUUUCCAGGCAUACCGGCGCCCACCCCCGCUUCCAGCUGGCAGUAGACUUGCUUGACAACUUGACCUAGUUGACCAUUCUUGAAAAAGAACGAAAUACUCUUCCUCUUCUUCUCUUCCCUUAUUGCCCUCAGAUCAUGUCGGAUUCUCUCUCUCGCUCUCUCGGGUUAUUGUCACAUGGCAUGCACGCAUGCACGACUAUAGAAGAAGAAAAAAUUGGGAUACCCGUGGCGUUUUCUUUUUCUUGUUCGCUCCUUUCUACCGUGCCGUGCGCCAAUCCUUUGUUUGAUUGCUCUUGCUUAGCGAAAACCCUGUAUAAUAUGUACUAGACUACACGGUCUAACUUUUGAUUAGCGGGGAAGAGGGAAUAGGGUAGUGGUAAGGAGGGGUUUCAUGGUGGGAUUGCGUAUGACUGAUUAUGACUCUGACUGUGACGGAGUAAGUUCGAGGUAGGUUAUGGGCUUGUCAGUGUGGGGUUUUAGGUUGUCUUAGCUACCGAGUGCCAUCAAUCGAAGAAAUAUUGUAUGUGCU
Molecule: messenger RNA, 2543 nt
Organism: Cucurbitaria berberidis CBS 394.84
Lineage: Eukaryota; Fungi; Ascomycota; Dothideomycetes; Pleosporales; Cucurbitariaceae
Exons: 5
Coding region: 42-2060 (672 amino acids)
Source: RefSeq, a predicted model, not a curated record